Messenger RNA from Mycotypha africana, 4374 nucleotides. RefSeq lists its product as uncharacterized. Bases 1 to 4374 code for a protein of 1457 amino acids. Gene Ontology annotation, molecular function: GTPase activator activity. Gene Ontology annotation, biological process: negative regulation of TOR signaling; positive regulation of GTPase activity; regulation of small GTPase mediated signal transduction. NCBI's taxonomy places the organism in Eukaryota, Fungi, Mucoromycota, Mucoromycetes, Mucorales, Mycotyphaceae. The record is from RefSeq and is a predicted model, not a curated record. The transcript has 4 exons. Gene Ontology annotation, cellular component: TSC1-TSC2 complex; nucleus; cytoplasm.
AUGCCCCGUGAAGCUCGCCAUACCGUUUUUGAAUUUAUGCUUGCUUGUAUAACAGGACAAUAUGCUGAUUUGGGUAUGGCACGUGUGACAUUUUAUGCUUCUUUAAGGGCCUAUACACUUUGGGAAGAUUUUGAGGAUAUGUAUAAGGUUUUAUAUGCACUUUGCAAAGGCGGCAGAGAUAUUUCAGGCUUUGAAAAGAAUAUUUCGAAACUGUUAAUACAUUGGAUGGAAAUCGCCUUACAACAGCAAAAGCAACAACAGCAGCAACAACCGCAGAUAGCUGAAAAACCAAUCCCUUGGUUGAGUGAAGUACUACAUCUGUUGACAGUGAUAGCAAAGUUUAAUUUUGCCAUAUUUGAAGAGGAUGAAGUCGCCCAGGUUAUACUUGCAACCCAUAAAGCAUUUUUUAGCUCACAGCACACAGGUGAUAUUCAAGCAUGUUUGGAAUUUGCUGAUAUUGUAGUUAGAUAUCGAUUUGUACCAUUCGAAGCAUUGACGCCAUUCUUACAAAUGAUUGCUGCAUCGAUUGUUAUUUUGCCGGAUUCUCAGCAAAGAACAAAGUCAGGCAAUUUGCUGACUUCUUGGCCGAUUUUCCAUAACUUACUCAGAUCACAUUGUGCUCACUCUGCUAUAUUAAGCUUAUGCCGAUUACUGGAUCAGCAGCCAUCGAGAAAAGAUUCGAGGGAUAUUAUGAAAGGAGCAAUCACUCUUUUAAGCGAAACAGCCUGGGGUAGGAAUGAUAAAACAGGAGCAGAGACGUACACAGUAUCAGAUUCAGUCAUUCUGAUGUAUUUUAAACGAGCUGCCUCAAAGGAGAAUGACGGGCUCAAUGGCACGAUUUUGAAAUGCUUGAUACCCUUAUUGAAAUCAGACAGUUUUAACCUCGGUUUAAUGGAAUGGGAAGUAUUCUGGGAUAUUGUUGAUGUCAUCACGCGAUUUAUCCUCAAAAUAACAGAUAAUAACAGCAAUAACGAUGUUCAGUUGUUCAAUAUAGCCUCUGCUGCUACCUCAAGCUCAUUUUGCAUCCAACAAUUUUCGAUAUUUGUUGAUUUACUGAUAAAAUUACACAACGAGAAAAAUUACAAAGGGCCUGUAUUCCGAUUCAUGCAGGUCCUGCAUCAACUACGUACCUUCUGCUCUGACACAACAGCGACGUUAUUAUUAAAUUACUAUGUUACUGAACAUUCAUUUUUACCUUCUAGCCAUGAUUGGCUGACAUUGCUGAAAGAAAUCGCUACCACAUUUUAUAUUCAUGCAAAUUCAGUAACAACAACAUCUACCCUAAGAUUGACAAUGCUCAAUAUUGUGUCAGAUAUAUACACAGCCGUUAAGGACUUUUAUUCCGAAGUCCUUUUGGAAAAUAUCGUUAUUCCUAUGAUGGAAAUGUUACCCUCAGAAACAGAUAUCAAUAUUCGACAAACAGCCAUAGAUCUAUUAAUAUCCUCCUUGUCAGAUUGCCAAAAUGACCAAAUUUUUGACAAGCUGAUAUCCAUAUUACAGAAAUGUACGCGCUGUCAAUAUAUUGAUUCGGAUGCGCUGUCCGAAAGCGAAAUUUGCAAGGGCAUUGCUGCUGCAUGCGGCCUUACAGAGCUUUUUGAGAAUUUGUUAACAACAUCAAAUGCGAAAUAUUGUGCAAAAACAUUCAACAUUAUCACAGAGAUUGCUAAUGAUCGAGCGGAUCUUUUCUGCCCUUAUGGAGGCCCAAAAAUCAUAGCCUUGGAUUUAUUGUUGAGAUUAAGAUGCCCUACUAAUCAUCAUCUCUAUCUUAUUGAAGAUUGUGUAGAGGAAGUUGAUGGUGUCAUUGCCUUUGUACGGUCUAAGCAGCGAACAAGAAGGGCGGAAUUGGAGCAAAAAAAGAAGAUCAACACUUUUAUUUCUGUUACACCUGCUAAGCAACGUUCAAUAGACGAGAAAAUGCCGCUGCCCAGUACACAAAACAGCACAACAACGUUCUUUCCCGCACCAAAUAUUGUAUCCUACAGUGAGCAUACAGCCAGUGAGAAUGAGGCUGUAUUGGAUAUGGAUGAAAUGCUAAGGUCUUAUAUACGAAUAUUAUCACAUUCACCAAACUGGACUGUUAUAUCAUUUGUAUUGAAACGAUUACCACAGCAAUUGAGUAAUAAGCACUUAUUCUGCGGUGCCUCCAAUUAUGUAAACAAACUUCGCCGACGACUUGUAAGAUGGACAAGUAGCCGCAAAUUUCUAGAAUCGGUCACUAACUUACCUGCUAACAUCAAACGCAAUGAUCUGCUUGUCCAUGCUUACAGUUUAUUAACAGUCAUGAUUUCCUACCGACGCAUAUUUACCGAACCAAAACAAGAUCAGGAUGAAAUUGUAUAUGCUUUCUAUGUCGGCAUCAUGCAGGUAACGAGUGCCACGCGACUCUGUAUCAAUUCUCUCAAUGUUUGUUGUUAUGAAAUGCCCUUAUCAGUAACGAAGAUGUUGAACGAGAUCUUGCAGCGUAUGUCACAAAUCAUCUCUGUAGGCAGCGUAUCAGUUCAUAUUCUUGAAUUCCUGUCUUCCCUGGCGAGGUUACCAAAUUUAUACGCCAAUUUCACAGGAGACAUGUAUAAGCCUGUAUUUGCCAUUGCAUUGAACUAUUUGCAACACUCACAUUCUCAACAACAACAACCAUCACCUCUCAGCACGCCUUCUGCUUCACCUUUGUUGACUCAAGGCAUAUCUCAAAAGGAAGUGAGCCAAGAUGCAUUAAAACAGUAUGUAUUAACCAUGGCGUAUUUGGUGAUCACAGUCUGGUUUACAUCCAUUCCGCUUCGUGAACGACGCAAGCAUGUGCCUUUUAUCAUUCAACGCUUAUUAAGCGGUAUAUCAAUGGGUAAAUCGAUAGACGAGCAGACCUACACUUGUAUCGAUAUGCUUUCCCGAUUUACUUUUGCCGAUGUCAGUCUAGCGCCUGAGAAAUCAAUUGUUUCUAAAAUUUUGAUGGGUGAUGGCGAUGGUACGAAUACCCAAUUAUCACAACAACAACAACAACAACAAGGAUCGUCUAUAAAGCGAAGCCAGCGUACAUGGGUUUAUGGGCAUACUUUAUUGACAUUAAAAACAGCUAAAUCGACAGGUUGGAUAGAGAUCACUAUUCGUCGACCUUCUGGUACAGUUUCGAUGAUGUGCUACAUCGAAAAUAAACUUAAAUCCAACGAGAUAGAUUAUCGUACACUUCCUGCAUUGUUAAUGAUGCAAUAUCAGCCUGAUUUGAUGGCAGCAAAGAUUUUAAAAGACAGAAAGGAAGAAGAAGAGGCCGAUAUGAAGAACACAGUGCCUACGAAAGCUAUUGACUCAACUAUACACGAGAUUCUGUCAGAGCCCAAAGCAUGCAACGAUACCAACCCUUCUUUGAACAGCUCAGUUUCUUACUCACGAAAAAUAGAACAUACCAUUGACCCAGGCUUUUUAUAUCUGCAAAUCAAUAAUUACCCUGAUAUUGCUCGGUCAAUGGAGAUCUCUCCACCUUUACCAGAUGAUGAAGCUACAGCACGGACAUUGGCAACAUUUGAUCGUAUUCCAGUAGUUGACUUCCACAAAAUAGGUGUUCUUUACGUUGGUAAAAAUCAAAAAAAUGAAGUUGAUAUUCUUGCCAACACCUAUGGAUCACCAGAUUAUGUGAGAUUUUUGAAUUCAUUGGGCAACAUUCAACGCUUGAAAGGAUUCAAGGGCAAUACGGGUGGAUUGGACCGAGAAAUGGAUGUUGACGGUCGAUAUGCUUACUUUUGGAAAGAUGAUGUCACAGAAGCAGUUUUCCAUAUAGCUACACUUAUGCCAACAAACUUGGAUAGGGACCCUCAAUGCAGUGCAAAGAAAAGGCAUAUUGGCAAUGAUUACGUGUCGAUUGUAUAUAAUGAUUCUGGCGCAGAAUAUGCGUUUGACACCAUACCGUCCCAGUUCAAUUUCAUAAACAUUGUGGUAUCUCCGCAUUCGAUAUCGACGGAGGCUGUCUCGCCAUCUCAUGCAUUAAUUGGAGCAGAAUAUACUUUCUUUAAAGUAGAAAUGCAGCGUAGACCGGAUAUGCCUGAUAUUGGCCCAUUGAGUAAACCAACAUUGGUGAGUGCUCAAUCUUUGUCAGGAUUUGUGCGACAAAUGGCUAUUCAUGCCAACAUCUUUGCGCAGGUCUUCUGGCAAAGUGUCAGUGCAGGAGGAAAGAGAGAAUACGUGUCUCACUGGAGAGAACGUCUUAGACAAAUACAGCGGGUGAAAGAAAGAUUAGCAGGAAAGACAACUACAGCAGCAGUAGCAGCAUCAGCAUCAGCAGCGUCUACAGCAGCCAGCUUGGGCGAUCCAAAACCAGGAAACAAUAGUAAAGAUAAUAAUGCUAGUUUCUCCCAUGAAUCCCUUCUUGAUUUUACUAAAUAUACUUAA